UGUCCCAUCAGCUUCCUGCAGAGGGCUAAUAGUGCUGAGUGUAUUCUGUGCAGCGCAGAGCAAAGUGGACAUUUGUCUGUUCCUCAUCUCCUAUCACAUCAGUUGAAUCACAGACUUCCUUUCCAUCUGUCUGACUGUCUCUCUCUCCCUCUGUCUUUAUAACCAGUAAGUCCUUUCACGAGGAACAAAAUCUGGAUAUCUGUGACUACUUCAUUCAGCCUUACCCUGUGCCUCUCCGCCCAGCUGUGAUACCACUCUGCCUCUUGCAGGGAGCUUAUUCUAAGCCGACACCACUGGACACAGGCUAAAAAGUGCCCUAGAAACGGGAAGAAGAGAUUCAGCAAGAUGAAAGCAUUACAGUUAAUGCUUUUUGUUCUCUGCCUCACCAUGGGACACACAAAUCCAGUGAAUUAUCUGAAUUGUGCACCAAUGGAUAUAAAAAACAUCACAGUGAUAUCAGACAGCACCAUCCGGGGCUGCGUGAGUCAGGGGUCUAAAAAGCAGGUCUAUGUGCUAAAUAUCCAGACAGAUAUGUAUGUGGAUCUGAAAGUAAGAAGACCGCAGGAUUCCCAAAUAAAAGAUGGAGACUGGGUUCUGAUUAUAAACACCAACACGUUUUUUGUUAAUCUAAGUGUCAGUGGAUCUAAACUUCCACUAGUUCUUCAUUAUCCAAAGAACACUCAUGUAAACAAGAUGCCAUCAGAACUGCAUUACAAUGAGACUAAAGAAUCUCUGAUGGGUAAAAGUACAGAGCUUUUACAAUGGGCUCAGACCAAAUAUGGGGAAGUCACAUUUUUCGGAGAACUAAAUAAUCCAGGGAAAGUUUAUCUAAACAUGGGGACAGCUUUCGGUGACGGGGCUAAUCCCUGUGUCUUGCAGGAUGGUUUCAGAUCUAAGGGAAUUCUAGAGUAUGAGCUUCGAGAAUCAGAAAUUCAAGGCUGUGAAUUUAAAAACUCCAGCUCCGCUGUUAAAAAAAAAGCCUACAUUAUGCAUGUGACCCACCCUUUUACUUCUCAGCCAAGCUAUGCCAUUGAGGAUUCUAGGUCUAAACACAUAAUAGUGAACUUAGCAGCUAAUGUUGUUGAAUGUGAGCAAAAUCCCUUUCUGAUGCUUAAAAGUGAAGAAGGCUUCCAGUGGGAUGUCAGAUCUACCAUUGGCUUUGGCAUUGUGGCAUCUGGCACUUAUACAGUCCAUAACGUUGAUAGAUCCUUGCCAGGGAUAUCACUUCCUGAUACUAAGGAGGAUCUGAUCCAGGAAGCAAAAAAUAAAGGCGCCGAUACUAUAGUGUAUCUACAAAUUCCAAAUGCUGUUGCUAUCACCCAGUCUUUCCAGUGUGAACCUACAAAGAUGAGCACAACCACUCCUGUUCCGACUGCAAAACAUUGUUUCGAGUUACUGAAAUACAGUGAGCAAAUGGUCAGAUGCACGGAUAAAUACCUGAUGGUACAGCUGAAUGAGAGAAUACAAAAGGCUUGUUUUUCUUGGCCUGUUAUCACAUUGAAAGACUCUGACUGCCAACUUGAAAAGAUAGGAGAGCCCGAUUUAUAUGUCGCAUCAUUGGAGAAAUGCAAAAUGAAAAAACACGGUCAAUUCUUAUUGACCGAGGUGAUUCAGACAUUAGAUAAAUUCUCAACGGAUCCGCAAGUAAUCAGUUGUUCCGUUAUUCCUGUCCAAAUGUUGGUGUCACGCAGUCUUGAUUUCUCCCAGAAUACCAGCAAGUUACAGAUUGGUGAAGAUAUCCAUGUGAAGGUUAUCACGCAUUUUUUGCUUGAUGAGUGUUUUUUGGAAGUGGAUGAAAAAAAACAGAUUGUCAAAGAGAACGUUUUGGUUGAAAAAAACCUUACCUGGAACUUCAGCACGGAGCUUCAUUCUACACGUGGCGGAAGGCUGACCUGCAUCUUCUGUGUAAACAACAAACGGGGUUGCAAGUAUUAUGAGCAACUGCGUAGCUCUUUGGACGUGACCAUUGACGGACCAAUAGAUCAGAAUCCAGGUCUCGGCAUGCCGUCUGUACUGGGAAUAACCUUUGGGGUCUUUGUGAUCGGAGCGCUUCUUACAGCUGCCUUGUGGUACAUGUACACCCGCACACGUUUGUCCUUUAAGAUGCAGCCAGUCUCUACAGCAGCUGGAGGUUCUGAAAGCAGCAGCACCAACCACAGCAUUGAUAGUACACAGAGUACUCCAUGUUCGACCAGCAGCAGAGCAUAACAUAGAAGGAGACAUCUUAAACCCACCUCCACCCAUGCUUCAAUUGAGAAGAUCCUUAGAUCAAAGGAAGAGUGAUUGUAUAGACAGGUGUUCCGACCAAACAAGACCCAACACAGAUCUCUACUGUGAACAGACCAAAACAGACUAUUCCCCCCAUUCCUACAUUGGGCCUUGUAAAGGCAGUAAUGAUGGAAUACUUGCAGGGAAAGGGAAGCAGAAGAGAUGGUUGUAGGCAAAUGUUUUCAGAGACAAGGAAGAAGCCCACACUCCAGCCUAAGCACUGCGACAAGCUUUUCAGUGCCAUGGAAGAACAACAACAAAUUCUGGGUCUUGAUCAUUUGCACUUGCUUUAGUGUUUGCAGCCUACAGUAGCCAUUCAUGAGACCAAAACCCAGUGAAGGUUUUCCCACUGGCUAAUAAUUUAAGGAUUUGGAAAACUAAAAGCAUUACUUGCCACUUGUUCACAUUAUUGUAUUCUAAUCAUGGGUUACUUUUGAACCCAUGAAUCACUUCUGUUUCUUUCAUUUGUAAAUGUAUUUGGGAUAUGCAUAUCCUUAAACAUGCUAUUAUUCUGCUCUACUUUC
This is a messenger RNA of Xenopus laevis (African clawed frog), 2792 nucleotides long. RefSeq names its product endoglin (gene eng.L). The transcript has 15 exons. NCBI's taxonomy places the organism in Eukaryota, Metazoa, Chordata, Amphibia, Anura, Pipidae. The record is from RefSeq and is a predicted model, not a curated record. The coding region runs from base 346 to 2208 and encodes 620 amino acids.